GUGACCAAGGAAGACAUUAGUAGAUCCCACAGGGUACCAGCUGGGCCCUAUUCCGCUGAUCGCCCUGCACGCGACAUCAUCGUGCGAUUUAUAUCGUACCGCACGCGAGCGGAGAUAUAUCAGGCAAGAUCUGCCGUGUUCGGUUUAAGGAGGGAAUCUGACUCAUCCGAAUCCAUUUCAUCAUCAGUCCCACCGCCAUUCUAUGUUAAUGAAGCACUAACCAAGCAGCGUGCAGCUGUAUUUGCCAAGGCCCGACAUCUCAAAAGUAUUGGUGCUUUUGACCGUGCAUACACCCGUGAUGGCCGUAUUAUCGUGCGAGACACCAAAGGCAAAGGCUUCAAGUUCACCAAACUAUCAGAGAUGUCCAACUACCCCGACCCUCCUCCCAAAAAGUCUACGCAUAUCGGCGCGACUACUUCCAGCUCCGCGCGACUGAGUGCUGCUAGCUCUAACACUAAACAUGUUGCCCCCCUCAAGCCACUGGAUACUUCGACCCCCAAACAGAACAACAAACCGUCAAGUCAAUCGGUGAUGAAAGACAAUAACAAAAAUCGAUUUUCGACAAUCUCUGGAUUUAGUACACAAUAAUUAUAGUAUCAAAAUAUACAUGUGCACCCUUGUGUUUACACGUGCCUAUAUAUAUACAUGAUGGGCCCAAGUAAUUAACCUUGCCAUAUAUCAGUAUGUGUACAUAGCCUGUUACGGGUGAAUAUUGUUGAUUGUUAUUGUUAUUCAACAUGUGCUGCAUCAAAUAGACAUAUACUUAUUAUCUACAUGUAAGUAGCUUUUUGACAUGCCCCAAGUCUCUCUGUGUAAAAAUGUAUCUGUCUACCUAUCUGUACAUGAAAUACAUGUGAUCUAUAUAUAUACAAGUGUAUGGCUCAACAAAUAGCAUUUAUCACUAUUGUACUUCUUACUAUCAAUAUGAUGAUUGAUCUGCUUCUCUAAAUUUAUGCUACCACACCUAUUAGUCACCAAAAGUAUAUUUCUAUAUAGUCUAUACAGCCAGAUGCAUAUAAUUGUUUUCUAUAUCUACAUGUAUAUCAAGUUUGCGUCCAGUACAACUGGACCAUUAUCAAUAUCUACUCAAUUUACUGUUUGUAUUCAUGGUUGUGAAAUCUAGUUUACAAGAAAAAUCAACCUGUAACCUUUAGUAAUACAUGUACAACAACUAUUUGCUGUGUAAUGAUGUACAUUAAAUAAUUUUAUUGUGUUUGAGCUAGUAUAACCUGUCAAAACAUUAAUUGAAUUAUAUAUAUUUUUAUAGAUCCAUAUUUUCUAUUUUUUUUUUUUUUUUUUUUUUUUAUUUUUUUUGCUUGCUUGGUGAACAUUCAUGGCCAGUAUACGUAGUGGAUAGUGUCUAGCAUAUACAGUUCACAUAAUACGGUAAAAUCACAAUAAUAACCCAGUGCUACUAUCUCAAUACCAUUGUUUAAUUCUGUAUUAUCUUGUCAACCUACUCUGACCUUAUACUUAUCUACUAUUUCACGUACCUGUAAUGUUUAGGCAAUAGUGUUCCAAAUGUAUAAUCCAUGUGGACUACAUGUCAACACGUGUCUAGUACCAUACUGUUAAUUCCCUGUAAUUUAAGUGCUGUACCGGUUUGGUUUUUACCUUGAUGCACUUUGGCAUAUUUUGAACCUGAGGAUGUCCGUCUAGGAACAUAUAAUUAGCUAUCGCCCAGACCAUCUAAUAGUAAGCGUACCGUAUUCGUGUUCACUCAAGUGCUUGUGUUUAAUUGCACACAUACUAAGCUGUACAAGCGUUUUGUAAAUAUGAUUAUAUAUAUAUUUUUCAAAGCGGUUGAUUCCACGAUGCAUGUAACUUGUAAGUGUGAAUUAUGCCUCUUAUGUAUUUGUAUUUUAGUUUGUUUGUUGUGUUUGUUGUUAAUAUUGAUGCUAUUAUAUGUUUAAGCAACGAUCUAUACAUUGCAAGUCCCUGCCCAUGCUCAUGCUUUGCUGCUAGUUGUAUUGCCCGAACCCUUAUUAAGCGUGGAUGUCCCACUAAACUGACUGUUUACGAUAAUGGUUAAAAUUCUUUUUUCAUCUGUUGUGAAUAGGACAUCCAUCUUACGAGGGCAUAUGACUUGGCCAUGCAGUAUUUCUAUUCAAUUUAUAUACAUUUAUUCUAAAAUAUUCAACAAUAACUCAUAUCUACAAAUACUUCUGCAAACACUGCUGAUUAAAUGUAUGGAUGUUGAACUGAAUCCAGGUCCACUCCAGAAUGUAGAAAUAGUUCAUCUUAAUGUUAGAUCCAUAAGAAAUAAAAUAGAUGUUAUUGAAGCACAACUACAUGAUAGUGACAUAAUAUGUAUAACUGAAUCACACCUUAACCCUCUAAUCCCAAAUUCUGAUAUUAAAUUAGAGUCAUUCUCAGAUGAAAUUCAUAGAAAAGAUAGGACAACAGGGCAUGGUGGUGGUGUUAUUAUCUAUCAUAAAAACAAUAUUCUUACUAAACGUAGACAUGAUCUUGAAAAUGAACAUAUAGAAAUGAUUUGGAUAGAAGUCUUAAUCCAAAAUCAUAAAUUUCUGCUUGGAUGUAUAUAUAGACCUGAUUCUAAUAUAGAAUACUGGAGUAAAUUUGAACAAAUCCUUGAUAAAGCUAGUGAAACUUCCAUGGAUAUACUAAUUACUGGUGACUUAAAUGUUGAUAUGCUAAGAACCCCACCCACUUCUCACUUAUCUAGACUCUUAACUAAAUUCAACCUAAAAAGUAUUAUUAAUAAACCUACUAGAGUGACACCUGAUAGUGCAACCUCUAUAGAUGUUGUCUUUACAAAUAAUCCUUCCAUAGUGAAAAAUACUCAUGUUGACCCUGCUUUCUGUAGUGACCACUCCCCUAUAUAUAUGGAAGUUUGUUAUGCUAUCUUCAAACAUAAAGCAUACAAAAAGACUGUAUGGAUGUAUAACAAUACUGACUAUAAUAUUAUGAAUGACGAACUAAAUGUUAUUGACUGGAACUUAAUUGCUGCUGAUAUGGAUACCCAAGAAUUGGAUUAUCACAGGUCUAAGGAAAGGUACAUCACACCAAACUCUAUAUAAAGAACUAGGUUGGGAAUCCCUGUCUGAUCGAAGGAUGAACCAUAAGCUAACUCAGAUGUAUAAAAUAACUAACAAUUUAUCACCCACAUACCUCCAUGACAUAAUUGAUCCUCUUACUCAUAACCCAGAAAAUGAUAGGUAUACUCUAAGAAAUGUAAGAAUGUUUAACCCACCACUAUGUCGUACAGAAUCCUAUGCUAAAAGCUUCUUCCCAGUAAUGUGCAACAAGUUCAAUGGACUUGAAAAUGAUAUAGUACAUUCCCCUACUCUUAAUAAAUUUAAGGCCAAGGUGUAUAAUAAAAUAUGUUGUAAUAAUGAUAUCUCGGAUGUAUUUAAAAAUUGUGAAAGCAGAAAGGAUAACAUAAUCCUAUGUCAACUGAGAAAUGAGGCGAGUAACCUGAACUAUGAUCUAUUCAAAGAUCACUUGAAAGAGUCUCCAUCUUGUCUGUGUGGUGAUGCUUAUGAAACUGCUACACAUUAUCUUUCACAAUGUCCAAUGUAUACUAAUGAGAGACAAACUUUAAUAAAUGAGAUUUUUGAAGUGUGUCCGGUUAAUCUUGAUACUAAAACACUUCUUAAUGGAAGCACUGUGUUAAACAAUACUGAAAAUAAAUCUAUACUUGAUAGUGUUCUAAAAUAUAUAUACAACACAAGAAGAC
Messenger RNA from Mizuhopecten yessoensis (Yesso scallop), 3700 nucleotides. RefSeq lists its product as uncharacterized. The record is from RefSeq and is a predicted model, not a curated record. The coding region runs from base 2025 to 3041 and encodes 338 amino acids. The transcript is spliced from 2 exons. Gene Ontology annotation, molecular function: catalytic activity. Lineage: Eukaryota; Metazoa; Mollusca; Bivalvia; Pectinida; Pectinidae.